This is a messenger RNA of Megalops cyprinoides (Indo-Pacific tarpon), 1094 nucleotides long. It is a transcript of the gene mmgt1, whose product is annotated as membrane magnesium transporter 1. The record is from RefSeq and is a predicted model, not a curated record. NCBI's taxonomy places the organism in Eukaryota, Metazoa, Chordata, Actinopteri, Elopiformes, Megalopidae. The coding region runs from base 32 to 430 and encodes 132 amino acids. Gene Ontology annotation, cellular component: early endosome; EMC complex; Golgi apparatus. The transcript has 4 exons.
GCAGCGACAGCCCGACCGUCUGAAACAGAAGAUGGCCUCGUCUAUCUGGAAGGGGUUGGUUGGUGUUGGUCUCUUCGCUUUAGCCCAUGCAGCUUUCUCAGCGGCGCAGCAUCGAUCUUACAUGCGACUCACAGAGAAGGAGAAUGAAACACUACCCAUAGAUAUUGUGCUACAGACCCUGUUAGCCUUCGUAGUGACCUGUUACGGCAUAGUUCACAUCGCUGGGGAGUUCAAAGACAUGGAUGCCUCUUCAGAGCUCAAAAACAAGACGUUAGACACUUUGGGAAACCACCCCUCCUUUUACCUGUUCAAUCACCGGGGCAGGGUCCUCUUCCGCUCCCCUGACGAGGAGCCCUCGUCUGCCCCCAGCGCCCAGGCCCUGCCCUCCAACCCGCUGCGGUUACGCAAGCUGGAGCCAUCGCAACACUGAGACUGGCCUCCCUGGGACUCCUCCCUGUCCUUUUUGUUUUCCAUUAUAGACAGAUAUAACCUCACUGUUUCAGAAGGGAAUACGAAAAAAUGACCGUUACAAAAUCUUAACCCUUGUAAUAGGACCCACGUUUGACACCUCACCCCAUUUCUUCCUUUCUCCCUUUUCUUCAGGUGUAUGGUAGUACUUUUGCAUUACAUUCUGACACUUAACUCUUUGAACUGUGCCAACGUCUUUGUUAUUUAGGAGUGAUUAGGUGUGAUUUCUCUGGAAUAAUAAUAAGAUCUCAGUUCUCCCUCUGUCUUCUGUUAAAGCUGUUACUGUAGACAGGUAUCACACCCAACAGAUUCUCUUUUGUCUCUUCCUGAACUUGAGCCACCAAAUGUUUCAUAUGUAUUUCCUUACAGUUGUACUUCUCCUUUGCACUACAGAAAUGUGAUUUAAGUUGCAGUUCAUGGAUCACGUACCCACCGUUAUUUCAUGGAGAUGGAAUUUAUAUACUGAUUAGGAGUUUGAGAUCUUGUUCAGCUGAUUUAACAAACCGUUAAUUGAAACUGCAUAAUAAAGAAAGUCAGGUCACAGGCAGUGGAAAGUAGGUUAGAGCAAUGUGACGUUACUGAUUAUGCCAGUAACGCUGAGCUGUGGGAAUCUGUGGCACGCACAG